Messenger RNA from Neoarius graeffei (lesser salmon catfish), 1340 nucleotides. RefSeq names its product NACHT, LRR and PYD domains-containing protein 12-like. NCBI's taxonomy places the organism in Eukaryota, Metazoa, Chordata, Actinopteri, Siluriformes, Ariidae. Gene Ontology annotation, molecular function: protein binding. The transcript has 6 exons. Bases 1 to 720 code for a protein of 239 amino acids. The record is from RefSeq and is a predicted model, not a curated record.
AUGGGCGUGGAAACGGAGCUCAAAAAAAUGGGUCUGCGCAAAGACGCAGGCGUCAGUGAGAAAUCCUGCACUGCUUUGGCUUCAGCUCUCUGUACAAAUCCAUCACACAUCAGAGAGCUGGAUCUGAGUGAGUGUAAACUGGGAGACUCAGGAGUGGAGAAGCUCUGUGAUCUACUGAAGAAACACGAGUGUAAACUGGAGACACUGCGACUGAGGAACAGCGUCAGUGAGAAAUCCUGCACUGCUUUGGCUUCAGCUCUCUGUACAAAUCCAUCACACAUCAGAGAGCUGGAUCUGAGUGUGUGUGAACUGGGAGACUCAGGAGUGGAGAAGCUCUGUGAUCUACUGAAGAAACACGAGUGUAAACUGGAGACACUGCGACUGUGGGACAGCGUCAGUGAGAAAUCCUGCACUGCUUUGGCUUCAGCUCUCUGUACAAAUCCAUCACACAUCAGAGAGCUGGAUCUGAGUUGGUGUGAACUGGGAGACUCAGGAGUGAAGAAGCUCUGUGAUCUACUGAAGAAACACGAGUGUAAACUGGAGACACUGCGGUUAUAUCAGUGCAGAAUAACAGAGAGAGGCGGUGCUGCUCUGACUGCAGCUCUGAACUCAAACUCCUCACAUCUGAAAGAGCUGGAUCUGAGAGGGAAUGAACUAAAAUAUUCACUCACACAGCUCAAGGAGUUGCUGAAAAGUUCAGGAGGCCGGCUAAAAUAUUAGACCACAUGGGAGAAAAUGAAAGCUCUUGGGUUUGCUAUUACACAUUACAUCCCUGGUAUUAGAAAUUCUGAUCAGCAGCCGACUUUAGAAAGUGAGUCGUCGACACUGCAGCAUGACCAAAGAGAGGGAAAAAUGGAACUCGUCCCACAGUGAGGAAGCAGUGUGGACAAUGUCUCCAGCGAGCCAGACCAGGGCAGGAGGGGGAACACAACAAAAGACUGCACAGAGAAAAGUCACACCAGUAGUUCACAGAAUCUACAAAAUAAAGGCUACACAAGCGUUCCCACCUCCAAACCACAAAACAACAUGGACUAGAAAAGAACAAAAAAACUCCCUCACCAAUACGGGCUACAAACAUCCUGGUGACUGACGCUCAGAUUUCAUUCAGUCCAUUUACUGAAAAGGAAGUUUGUUCUGGUUUCUGUUCCUUUCUUCUGCAAAGGAACUUUCAGAGCUGAACACAGUGAACGGGUUUGUUUAAUAAAUAUCACAUGGACAACUUCAUUUGUAAUGAAAGCACCGAUAACCCUCACUCUCUAAUCCAACACACACUGAAACACACAUUAUGGGAAGAAUGUUAGAAAGUCGGACUCUGCUGUCGUUCUCAUUCACACACAUAC